Messenger RNA from Haliotis rubra (blacklip abalone), 1875 nucleotides. RefSeq names its product cytochrome P450 4F6-like. Gene Ontology annotation, molecular function: heme binding; monooxygenase activity; oxidoreductase activity, acting on paired donors, with incorporation or reduction of molecular oxygen. The transcript has 11 exons. The record is from RefSeq and is a predicted model, not a curated record. Bases 108 to 1655 code for a protein of 515 amino acids. Lineage: Eukaryota; Metazoa; Mollusca; Gastropoda; Lepetellida; Haliotidae.
CACUGACCUGCAGCGUGAGCAGUCUUCGGCUGAAAGUGGGUCGCACAGACCUGUGUCCCAGUGUUCAGUCAUUGGGUUGGGAGGUUGACAGACAGAGGAGGAAAAAGAUGGACCUUCUGCAGGUUACAUCUCGUCUCAAUCGUAAAUCUGUUGUCAAGUCUGUAGGGACGUCUGUUCUCCUGUACGUUACGUACCGAGUGAUCAAGUUCCUGAUAUGGUAUAGGCGUUUAUACAGCUUCUUCAACAACUGUCAGGGAGUCAAGGACUUCUCCUGGAGGACAGGCAAUCUGCAUUUGUUCCCUAAGUUGUUUGAGAAGCGUGUUGCAGUGGAGCAGGACUGGAUGAAGAGAUACCCCAAGUACUACCGGGUCUGGAUAGGGCCCUUCAAUCCAGUCAUCAGGGUCUACCAUCCAGACACAAUCAGAGCCAUCAUCAAGUCCACAGAACCCAAGGCAACGGGAUUCGGGGGACCAUAUGCAACGUUACUGCCCUGGCUUGGGGAGGGUCUCCUGGUUGCUGGGGGACAACGCUGGUACCGAUCUCGUCGACUCCUUACCCCCGCCUUCCACUUCGACAUCCUCAAACCCUACGUCGACGUCUCCAACAACGCCAUUGACACCAUGCUGGAGAAGAUUGACAAACACGUGGAUGAAGGCACCAGCUUCGAGUUGUUCAACAUAGUCGGUCUCUGUACAUUUGACAUCCUGUUGAGAUGCGCCAUGUCGGUAGAGGAAAACAUACAGCAACAGGGACUCACUCACCCAUAUGUGAACGCAGUUAAUGACCUACUCUUCCUGGUUACAGAUCGAAAUAUGAACCCAUGGCACUUCCUUGACUUCAUCUUUUACAACUCGUCCUCUGGGAAGAAGUUUAAGAAGCAGUGUGACUUUGUACAUCGCUGGGCGGAAGACAUCAUCGAGAAGAGGCGACAGACCUUGGAGAGAGAUGGACCCCCGAAGACCCGCUACCUCGACUUCCUGGACGUCCUGCUCAGUGCCAGAGAUGGUGAUGGCAAGGGCCUCACCCCGCUAGAGAUCAGGAAUGAAGUCGACACGUUUCUAUUUCAAGGUCACGACACAACGGCCAGUGGGAUAUCAUGGACGCUGUUUACCAUGGCCUCCAAACCCGAGUUCCAGACCAGGAUCCAGGAGGAACUGGACAUUCUACUGGAUGGAAGAGAAUCCAAACACAUCACCUGGGAUGACAUCCCCAAGAUGGAGUAUCUGACACGAUGUCUGAAGGAAGGGAUGAGGUUCCACUCGCCUGUUCCGCUGGUCAGUCGGAAACUGGAACACCCCAUGGACAUCGACGGGAAGGUCUUUCCAGUAGGAACACUCAUUUCACUGGGGAUAUGGAAUGUUCAUCAUAACCCGGAAGUGUGGGAGAACCCGGAAGUGUAUGAUCCUGAUCGGUUUCUGACCGAGAACAUCCAGAAGAAAGACCACUAUGCAUAUAUCCCCUUCUCCGCUGGCCCGAGAAACUGUAUCGGGCAACAUUUUGCCAUGAACGAGGAAAAGAUCAUGCUUUCAAGAAUACUUCACAGAUAUACGUUACAGGUAGAUUUAAGCCACAAAGUGGAACGAAGGAAUGCCGGCGUGAUGAAGUCAACUGAAGGACUGUGGGUGUUCGCUAGACACCGACACAGUACAUCAUAGAGAAAACGUCAAUUCAAGACAACAUACAGUCAUCCAAGGACACACAUUCCAUUAUGCUUAACGGCAAAAUAUCAAAACAAUAACACCAGGUAUCAACAUUCUAUUUCCGUGACCACGUGACCAUGAACGUGGAUUAUCAUUCACAUUAUGGAUUAACAUUGACUUGUAGUCAAUAAUAAUGUUUUAUGUCAACUAUAAACACGAUCAAAUACCGUAUGGA